This is a messenger RNA of Rangifer tarandus platyrhynchus (Svalbard reindeer), 309 nucleotides long. The record is from the annotation of a GenBank genome assembly. Lineage: Eukaryota; Metazoa; Chordata; Mammalia; Artiodactyla; Cervidae.
AUGCGGGCUCCGCCACUCGAGCCGCUCCGUUACCGCAGCGGCGGUGGCGGCGACGACGACCAGGGCCGUGUUGUUGCUGCCAACUUCUGCCCCCGCCCCGCACCCCCCGCCGGAGUGACGGGAGGGUCGCUCUGCGCAGGCGCCCGCGGGCCAGCGCCGGCGGCGGGGAGCUCCGAAUCCGGGCCUGGUCCCGGCCCCGGCCGGGUGCGCUACCCUCAAAGGUCGGGGGAGCGGCUGCUCCGUGGGCGUCCCUUUGCCACAAAGUACCCAAACAGCGCGGGAGAGCUCGGCGUGUUAGUGGGUGUCUAG